This is a messenger RNA of Helianthus annuus (common sunflower), 443 nucleotides long. Its product is annotated as APETALA2-like protein 1. Lineage: Eukaryota; Viridiplantae; Streptophyta; Magnoliopsida; Asterales; Asteraceae. Gene Ontology annotation, molecular function: DNA-binding transcription factor activity; DNA binding. The coding region runs from base 30 to 443 and encodes 137 amino acids. The transcript has 5 exons. Gene Ontology annotation, biological process: regulation of DNA-templated transcription. The record is from RefSeq and is a predicted model, not a curated record.
UUCAGUUUGAUAUAUUAGCUUAUUUUUGUAUGGUUACAGGUGGUUUUGACACAUCCUAUGCUGCAGCAAGAGCAUAUGAUCGAGCUGCAAUCAAGUUUCGAGGAACCGAUGCGGAUAUCAAUUUUGAUUCAAGUGAUUAUGAGGAAGAUCUGGCCCAGAUAAAGAAUAUGUCGAAAGAAGAAUUCAUUCAUAUAUUGCGUCGACAGAGUAACGGAUUCUCACGUGGAACUUCAAAAUACCGAGGAAUAACCCUUCACAAAUGCGGUAGAUGGGAGUCUCGCAUGGGUCAGUUACUUGGGAAAAAGUAUGUUUACCUUGGAUUAUUCGACAAUGAAGUAGAAGUUGCAAGGGCUUAUGAUAAAGCCGUUGUUAAAUGUAAUGGAAGAGAAGCUAUCACUAACUUUGAGCCGAGUACUUACGGUUACGGUGUAGAAAUGAAUUAG